Trichobilharzia szidati is the source of this 1028-nucleotide messenger RNA. NCBI's taxonomy places the organism in Eukaryota, Metazoa, Platyhelminthes, Trematoda, Strigeidida, Schistosomatidae. The record is from the annotation of a GenBank genome assembly.
CCAGAGAACACUGACUCACAUUUCUAAGCAUACACAGUGAACAUUUGUUCACACAAUCAAGUAGACUGUCAAUCUCAAUUUAUAUUCCCUAACAGUUUGUUCAACAAUUUCGUCAAUCGAAAUAAAUGAGAAGAUAUUGGGAACAUGGAACCUUCGUCAAUAAAGAUGAUUCACAGCAAACAUCAUAUUAUGAUCCUUUCCAACUAAUACGAAUUUUGAAAAGGAAGAUAACGCCAUCGCGGAUUUUAUUUAUAUUGAAUGUAUUUGCAAUAGUGGUUGUCCAGCUGGCGAUUGCAUUAGGUCUAACAGCUUUAAUUACACAAAUACCACAGGUCUCCAUUUGGACGCUAUUGAAUAACAUAAUUCUCUACGUGGUUACUGCGAUAUACUUCACUCUCGAAUUCAUAUGGGCCUUCAUCCAAAAGGUGUCAACAGCUUUCCCCUGGAAUAUUAUUUAUCUAAUGAUAAUGACAAUUCUCUCCUCUAUCAUCAUCGCCGCAGAAUCAUUAGCCUAUUAUGAUGAUGUCCCAAUGAUUGUAUUCGCAUUCAUAUGGGUGAUGUUACAAGUCGUUGUCUCGUUCGCAAUAUUCAUUCCGAAUGAUUUCACUCAGACAUGGUUAACACGAAUAAUCAACGUUGUGUAUACUGUGACGAUAUUGGGUGGUCAAAUCGCCUUCUUUGUGCGAAAGCAGGCUAAGAUUGCUCUACUUAUCGCUGGGGCUAUUGGAUUCCCAAGCACAUGUUAUUUACUUGCAAAAGAAGUGAAAUGGUUAUUUGGACAAGGCACACGCUACUAUCCAGAGGAUAAUAUUGUCAAACCAGCUCGAAAUAUCUACGGUUAUUGUUGGAGUUUAUUUCUCACAGUGAUGUGGAUAUAUGCACCAUUCGGAAUGAGAGGUGACCCUCCAAAACACCACGUAUAAACAGAAGACACUCCACAGGCAAUUAGAUCUCCAACCGAUGAGAGUUUGAAGUUUCUACACUUUCCUUUGAUUGUAUUUCUCACUACCACCUCGGAAUACUAUCAC